AUGAGUUUCGGCUUCAGCAUUGGUGAUUUUGUAACUGUGAUUGAUCGAGCCAACAUCAUUCGAAGAAACUUCGUUGGUGCGCCUGCUCAAUUUAAGGCUCUCUCCGAUGAGUACUGCGCUACCGUGUUGCUGGUCAGGAACCUUACCAUCGUCAUAAAUGAUAUCAAAAUCAAUUUAUCUGGUACCACUCUUUGCAAUGCUCAGGAAACGAGGCUGCAAGAAAUAGCAGUCAGCUGCAGUAACGUUCUCACUGGAAUUGAGAAGACUAUUGAGCGAUACUCCGCGAUAGACGCCCCGCAUAGUUUCAAAAGGAUCUGGAAACGUCUCAAAUGGGAACCAGACGAUGCUAGUGAUCUUAGAAAUCGUCUUUGCAGUAAUAUUGGCCUUCUGAAUGCUAUCAACGGGCGGAUGACUCGCGACGGUGUCUUGGAUUUACUAAAGUAUAAAAGCAACGAAGAAAACCAACAGUGUCUUGACUGGUUAUCGCCAACGAAUUAUGCGAUACAGCAGAGUAACUUUAUCGGUCGGCGCCAACAAGGGACAGGAGGGUGGCUUCCAGAGUCACUCAAAUUUCAAGUAUGGCUCGAAAGACCACAGCAAACAUUAUUCUGUCCAGGUAUUCCUGGAGCUGGCAAGACAAUUAUUGCAUCGAUUGUAAUCAAUGAGUUGGAGAUUCGAUUUGGAAAUGACCGCGACGUCGGCAUUGCAUAUCUUUUCUGCAGUUUUGAACAUUAUGACGAUCAAAUACAGAAAGCAGAAAGCUUACUAGCAAGCAUACUUCGUCAGCUGGCUCAAUGCCUGGGUUUAAUUCCAGAGAGUGUUAUAGCCUUGCACGCUAAGCACAAGGCCAAAGGAUCACGACCUUCGUUUAAUGAAAUUUCUAAGGCCCUACGGUCGAUUGUGAGUGGUUUAACCCGUGUCUUCAUUGUCAUUGAUGCAUUGGACGAGUGCAACACUCUUGCAAUAUCACCAAUAUUGGACGAAUUCUUUGAUAUUCAGUUAACGACUAGAUUGAACAUUUUGGCAACAUCGAGGUUUGUCCCCGAGAUAAUGGCUAGGUUUCAGAAAAUGCCUUCUCAAGAAAUCCGGGCAACAAACCCAGAUGUGAUGGUCUAUCUCAAUACCAAUUUGAGGAAACUCCCAGCCUUUGUGUCGAGAAACCAACCGCUUCAACAAGAGAUCGUAAAAAAGAUCACCGCUGCCGCUGAUGGAAUGUUUCUUCUUGCGCAGCUUCAUCUGGACUCGCUGAGCGAAAAACGCUCUGAAAGAGCAAUAAAACGUGAGCUCGAGGGGCUAGCAAGAAGCUCUCAAACAUAUGACACAGCAUACGAUAAGACUAUGAAGAGAAUCGAAGGCCAGGGCUCGGAUAGGAGAAAUAUGGCAAUAGAAGCGUUGUCUUGGGUAACUUGCGCCAGAAGACCGUUGACAAGGUUGGAGCUACUACAGGCCCUUGCCGUGGAGCUUGGUGAAUCCUCAUUUCAUGAGGACAACCUUCCCGAUAUCGAGGACAUCAUUUCUGUUUGUGCAGGCUUGAUCACAAUAACAUCGGAUCCUUCAGGGGAUAUAAUUCGAUUGGUCCACUACACCACCAAGGAGUACUUUGAACGCAAGUGGACUCGCUGGUUCGCAGAUGCACAUAAUAGGAUUGCGACGAUUUGGUUCACCGGCCUGCAUCUGGCUGCAUAUUUUGGGCUUGAACGGGUGGUGCAGACCUUGAUCCAACAUUGCGACCAAUCUCAUGUGGUGGAUUCAACGGGCAGAACACCCUUCAUGUGGGCGAUACACGCUGGCCAUAACGAGGUUGUCAAGCUCUUCUUGGAGAACUUUGUUAAUGCACACGUACGUGAUAGAAUGGGUCGAACGCCUAUCUCUUUGGCCGCCUCGGUGGGCUGCGUUUACGUCGUAAACCUUCUUCUUGAUUACGAUGUCAAUCCAGACUCCACGGAUAUCGAUUGUCAGACCCCUCUUUCAUGGGCGGCGUAUCGAGGUUACAAUGAGAUCGCCCAACUUCUCGUCAGGAGAGGUGCCAAUCCUGAUCCGAAAGACGAGUAUGGCAAAACACCUCUUUCAUGGGCGGCUGCCGAUGGGUGGGUGGAAAUUGUUCAUUUUCUACUGCAACAAGCCGUUGAGGUAGAUUCUAAAGAUGAGCUCGGCCGGACACCAAUUUCCUGGGCUGCAGAAAAUGGUCAUACCGCUGUGGUUAGGCUCUUGUUGGAGAAAGGUGCCUCGCCAGACUCGAAGGAUGUAGAGGGGCACACUCCUUUAUUCUGGGCAAUCCACUAUGGCCAUGAGGCCGUUAUCCGGCUUUUCCAAAUGAGGCCUAUCAGCUUAAACCCGUGGAUUCCGUUUUGCGCAAAAGCCAAAAAGAAGAGUCCCCACCUUCGGAAUGCCCGCUUUGCCAAAGAUGUCGAUUUGAGAAGUGUCAUUGACUGGCUGGACGAUAUUCCUAAUACGGAGCCUGUUGUCGUGCCUCGACGUGAAGAAAUGGCGUUUAUAGUGGAUGCUUAUGGAAAGAAGCGGGACAACCAACGGUCUGCUACGCAGGAGAGUCUUUAUAGCAAGCGAAUCUCUUCCAGCAGCUAUGGGCGUGCAAGAUUUGGUGCCGCUAUGCCCUCCGUGAAGCGUGGCACGAAGCGAGUGAACACGAAGAUGCCCACGGCGAAGGAUCCUAUGAUAUUGGGACCAAAAUCCAGCCAGCCAGAGUCUUGUCUGGCAACCAACCGGUUAGUCAACGUGGUCGACACCUUGACCCCUGCAUUGAAAGGCACCAAGGCACCGAUCGACGCACUUCCAUCAGAUUCGCCGUGGCCGAUGACAUAA
Messenger RNA from Penicillium cinerascens, 2820 nucleotides. RefSeq names its product ankyrin repeat domain-containing protein. NCBI's taxonomy places the organism in Eukaryota, Fungi, Ascomycota, Eurotiomycetes, Eurotiales, Aspergillaceae. The record is from RefSeq and is a predicted model, not a curated record. The transcript has 7 exons. Gene Ontology annotation, molecular function: protein binding. The coding region runs from base 1 to 2820 and encodes 939 amino acids.